UAUGUCUCAGUUGUUGUAGUUAGCCAAGCGUUAUGGCAGAGUACACUCUGGAAGUGACUACAGGAAGCAUGCUGCGUGCAGGCACACCUGAUAACUUGUAUGUUACCUUGAUCGGUACUGAGAGGCAAUCUGAGCACACUCUGCUGACCAGUUUUGAACAGGAUGAUAAAACCAGAAAGGUAGGAACGUAUUCUGUGACUACGCUUUUUUCUUUAGGAUGUCUUCUCCUACUCAAGUUGGAGAGAGAUCCUUUCCAUGAAUCCCUGGAAAAGGAUUGGUUUUGCUCAAAGAUAGUGGUGAAGACGCCAGAAGAGGAUGAAAUUCUCUUCCCCUGUUACAGAUGGCUAUCCAGGGGGGAAUUUGCGUGGUUGAGAGGGGGAAAAGCUACAAAACCUUCUGAAGAUCUCCAUCCUCGACUAGUAGCGCAACGGGAAAAAGAAUUGGUCAGAAAACAAUUAAUGUACAAAUGGGAGGAGUAUGCAGAUGGAAUGUCAUACAUCUUAAACAUCAAUGAUCCAAAAGCUGUUCCUGCAGAAAUUGGCUUCUCAUUCUCAAAAGCCUUUCAAUUUGCAUACAUAAACAAAGCAGCAUUAGCUGAGCUCAAACAGAAAGGUCUGAUAAAUUCUACUGAGCUCUGGGAAUCCUUGGAGGCCCUUAAGGGGUUCUCCUGGUUCAAAAGCUCCCCCUUCUUAGAGUAUGUGUCACAGCACUGGAAAGAAGACUACUUUUUUGGAUACCAGUUUCUAAAUGGAUUAAACCCCUACAUGAUCCACCGUUGCUCAAAGCUUCCCUCCAACUUCCCUGUAACAGAGGAAAUGGUGAAACCUUUUUUGGCCAAUGGAAGCUCUUUGACUGUGGAGAUGGCGAAGGGCAAUAUAUUCCUUAGUGAUUACAAGAUCAUGGAAGGUCUGCCUACAAGAGUUAUUGAUGGUAAACCAGUGCCUCUGACUGCUCCCCUCUGCCUACUGUAUGUGAAUCCAGAGAAGAAACUACUGCCCAUCGCAAUUCAGCUCGGUCAGCAGCCUUCAGAGGAGAACCCCAUUUUUCUGCCAAGUGACUCAGAGUCCGACUGGCUUCUGGCCAAGAUAUUUGUGAGGCAUGCAGAUUCCCUCUAUGCCACAUUGGUCGUUCAUUUAAAGGACAAUCAUCUUCUGGCAGAAGUUUAUACAAUCGCAACACUCCGCAACCUCCCAGGGAUUCACCCCCUGCACAAGCUGCUUAUCCCCCAUCAUCGAUAUACCCUCAAUAUCAACAUCCUUGCUCGUGCUCUUCUUUAUGGCCCCGGUAGAACUUUGGGAAAUUCGUCACUUGGAGCAGAUGGACAAAUAGAACUAUUGAGAAGGAGGCUGUCCCAGAUGACCUACACCUCCCUCUGCCUGCCUGAAGACAUUGUAGCAAGAGGACUGGAGUCCAUCCCCAACUUUUAUUUCAGAGAUGAUGCACUAAGGCUGUGGAACAUCAUCAACAGCUUUGUAAAGGCAAUGGUGGUGUAUUAUUAUCCAUCUGACAGUGACGUGUCUGCAGAUUCUGAGCUCCAGGGAUGGGUCAAUGAGAUCUUCUACUAUGGAUUUCUGGGAAAUAGUGACUCAGGAAUCCCUUCAAGCUUUCAAACUGUGGAAGAACUCAUCAAGUUUGUCACAAUGGUGAUCUUCACGUCAUCAGUUAAGCAUGCUGCAGUUGCCAGUUCACAGUUGGAUUUUCUAGGUUGGAUUCCUAAUGGUCCACUGUUGCUGCUCAAAGCUCCACCAACCACAAAAGGACAGUCGAGCAAAGAGGCCAUCUUGGCAACUAUGCCAGAUAAAUCAAGUGCAGGAUUUGUUAUGUCAGUUUUGUGGCAGCUCAGCUGGAAGCAUGAUGACUUUGUACCUUUGGGUACUUAUCCCAACCAACGCUUUGACGAGCCUGCAGCCUUACAGAUGAUCAAGGAUUUUCAAGCAGAGCUGUCUUCUCUCAGUGUGGCUAUUAUCAAAAGAAACUCAGAGCUUGAGCUGCCUUACAGUUACUUGAACCCUAAAGAAAUAGAAAACAGUGUAGCUAUUUGACCAAGAUUGCAUUUUCAACAGUGGUAAACAAGCUAUCAUAGUUUUUGUUUUUUUUUGUCCAGUGUAGUGCAAAUAUUGUGUAUCUGAGACAGUAAGUCAUGUACUGUAACUGAAACUGGUAUCAUAUCCUGAAAUAAAGUAAAAGUAAAAAUGUG
This is a messenger RNA of Morone saxatilis (striped sea-bass), 2197 nucleotides long. Its product is annotated as polyunsaturated fatty acid lipoxygenase ALOX15B-like. The record is from RefSeq and is a predicted model, not a curated record. The coding region runs from base 33 to 2042 and encodes 669 amino acids. The transcript has 14 exons. Gene Ontology annotation, biological process: linoleic acid metabolic process; lipid oxidation. Gene Ontology annotation, molecular function: oxidoreductase activity, acting on single donors with incorporation of molecular oxygen, incorporation of two atoms of oxygen; protein binding; iron ion binding. Lineage: Eukaryota; Metazoa; Chordata; Actinopteri; Moronidae.